UUUUUUUAAAGUAAUAUAAAUGUAAAAUGUCCUUUAUUCUUUUAAUGGGAAAACUGAAUUACUCCAAUCUUCAGUGUUGCAUGAGCCUUCAGAAAUGUCUUUCCUGCCACUUUUGUCCAAAAUGCAUCCUUGAUGCUAAAUAAAAGUAUUAAUAAUUUCCUUCUAAAAAAAUGUUUUUUUUUAAACAGUAGUUUAUAUACAGAGAAGGGGUCAUCUUUAUAAUGUAUUUAACAUUUACUUUUAAAAUGUACUACUCAUAUUCUGUUAUUGGAACCCCUUUCCCCCUGCAGUGUCUAUAGUGAUGAAAUCUCCCGCUGGGGAACACUGACCCCUAAUGGGAUAAAGACAGCACUGCAUGAGUACAACUACACAAUGAUAUAGGCUAUUAAUAUUGUCAAGCUCUUUCUAACAUGCAUGGAAAUUUCAGAGAAAAACAGUUAAUAUGUUCAAAAUGUGCUUUCUGUAGACUGGUAAAAAAAAAAAAAUCAUGAAAUUAAUCUUUUUAGCUAGUUAUUUUUUUAAUGAACAACAACAAAAUCUUACGUGUUCAUCUCUUGUAUCAUGCCUUGUUUACUUUAGAUUACUCACUGCACGUUGCAGAGUAAUAUUCUCUGGAAAACUGCUUUAGAAUAGGGGCAGUCAUGGCCUAAUGGUUAGAGAGCCAUACUAGGUACCAUGAAAGUUGUGGGUUUGAUUCUCAGUACCGACAGGAAAUGACUGAGGUGCCCUUGAGCAAGGCACCCAACCCCCAAUUGUUCCCUGGGUGCCACACCAAAAAUGUGUGCCCACUGCUCCAGGUGUGUGUCUCCACGAUUUGCAGCGUGUGUUCACUACUCGCUACUCCUAAUGUGUGUGCACUAACUGAAUGGGUUAAAUGCAUUGAAAUUCCGAGUAUGGGUUACCAUAUUUGGCCUUCACAUGUCACUUUCACUAUGAAAAUCACUCUACAAUGAAUUUAGAAUUGAAAUAAAAUGUUUCUUUUCAAGUUGAUGCAUCAAACAUUUAUUUAACAGAAGGUAGAAAUAAAAUAUAUUUAUAAACCUACUUGAAAACAAAUAUUUUCCAAGUAAUGUUUUAAUCACUUUAUUAGCCAUUGUCAAUAUAAAACAACUAUUUAAUUAAGCUACCUUUAUAUUUUAGGAAAGGAAAUUUAAGGUCCUCUUGCAAAGGGAUCAUGGGGAUCAAAAAUAUAUAUAUAUAGUCAAUUCCUCUGGGACACAUUUUCUGGUGUGUUUCUAGUUCCUGUGACAGAUAUAAUUGCUUUAGCUACAGUUGGUGGCUAAAGGAAUUUGAUUUCACUGAUUUACAAGGAUUUCGUUAAACUGUGCCCAUUUUCCACUAGGGGGAGCCACUGAACUAUAGAAGAGUUUAUGCUCCUUCAAAAACACCCAAGUUUCCAUCAACAUCUUAGACUGGACUUUUUUAUUAAUACACCAGGUCCAUAUAUUUACAAUAGGUAAUACUGAUUGUACAAUGAUUAUACAAUUAAUACCAUUAUGCAGCAUUAUACUGGACUAUGUUUAUGUUGAUUACGGCACAGGUGUGAGCACAUACUCGCUCCUCCAGCUGUCCUCCACUUCUCACAGUGGAAUAGUGUUUUUCUGAGUAAAGGCUCUGUUGUGGAAAACUAAAAAAAUUUUUUUGUGAAAAUCUGAAGUUUCACUGUAAAAACUAGCCUAGUGUUGUAAGAACAUACUCAGGAUAGCAGUGAAGGCAGGACAGGUGCUUAUAGUUACUCAGAACACAGCCAUAGUUCAUGUGUAUAAAAGUGUAUUAAAUGCUUAUAAAGAGAGCAGUCUGGAAUGCAUAAAGUGUAACACAAUCUGUGAUGGAGUGUCAUAUUGAGCUACUUUGGAGGAGGGAGGCUCUUGGCCGAGAAAGGUUGUUUUCACCCCUGCUGGAAGAAGUGUGGGAAAAAUUCCUUUCUCUUGUAGGAAAACAAGUGCAGCAGGUUUUAGUUUCAGUCUAUCUUUUGUGUGGAUCGAUGGCUUACUCUUUCUCAGAACUCAUAACCGUGUACGCUCUUGGCUGGUGGGCUUGCAUUAAUGAUAUGCUAUAUCUAACGGACAUGGCGGAUGUCAGUAUCCGUCGGUGGGACGUAUUUUCAGGUCUGUGAAGAUAAUCAAAGAUGUCAUCUAAGAUGCAAAGCUCUAAUAAUAUAGCCCAGGCCAGAAGGACUGUUCAGCAACUACGGAUAGAAGCUAACAUAGAGAGAAUAAAGGUGUCUAAAGCUUCUGCAGACCUCAUGCAUUACUGCAGUGAACAUGCCAAGUAUGAUCCUCUGCUUAUGGGUAUCCCAGCUUCAGAAAACCCUUUUAAAGAUAAAAAGCCCUGCACUAUAUUGUAGUGGGAUACUUGAACUUUUGAUGUGUGUUUUGAUGUUCCUUUUAUUGAUAUUUUUUUUUAAUAGAGAGAAUAUGAUCUUCAAACAUUCAUUCCCUAUUCGACUUAAAGUGAACUAAACCCCAAGCCAUUAUUUGAUUGUAUCCACAAAUCUCCUGACUUGAAAUGUUCAUGUUGUCCAUGAAAAGGAGAGUCAAAGCACCUAGUAAACAAACCAUUUGUGCCGCAAAGACAAAACCAACCCAUGAAUGAAUUUUAGCAUUAGGGCACAGCACAGAUGAGUUGUUUGCUUUGUGAUGGUGUCCAUUGAUGUGGUUGUGUCUUCUGCAAAUAAAGGGUGAGGUCAGAGUGGGCGGUUCUCAGCCACACUAGUAUCAGAAGCACAGGAAAUGAUCAUUUAAUGACUGCACUCUGUAAUAAUUAUCUGCAGAUAAGCAGAGCCUCAUCGGUGGUGCUUUUGACCCCAUCUGAUGCUUUUAAAGGCGUCCAGUCGCAGGGAGUGUGGGGGAUUGCUGUGAGGGGUGAAAUGUCAGCAUCACGAAUGUGUGAAGGGUGCUUGUGCUCACUGGAGAAGGAAACAGGUGUCUUUUGAGGCGUCACAUUGACGCAAUGCUGCUCCGGCCCUCCCUCAUUAACUCACUCUUUGAACAAUGGACUGAUACAAAGCUAACUGCUCCUGUCAAAUCAGUACAUACAACAUCGUGCCCUUUUCUUUUUCUCUCAGUGAACCAAGGGAGCUGUGUUUCAAAAGUUCAACAACUGCCAAAACUUGCAGAUUAGCAUUUUAAGAGUAAUACAUGAUGAUGUGUUCAUGUUGUGGUUUGGCAAUGUUGUUUAUUACCCUUUUUUCCUCCUUAUAACUAGCCAGACAAAAUGUGGGUGACACUUUACAAUAAGAUUCAAUUUGUCGAUAUUAGUGCAUUAGGAAUCAUGAACUAAAAGAAAUGAAUUUCUUUUUUUUUUACAGCAUUUAAUAAUUUAUUGUUAAUUUAUAAAUAUACUUCACUAUUGCUAGUUGUUAAAGGUGCAGUAAUAAUAAAAAAAUAAUAUUAUCUGUCCGCUAGAGGU
Megalobrama amblycephala (Wuchang bream) is the source of this 3411-nucleotide messenger RNA. It is a transcript of the gene gng12b, whose product is annotated as guanine nucleotide binding protein (G protein), gamma 12b. Bases 2129 to 2347 code for a protein of 72 amino acids. Gene Ontology annotation, cellular component: heterotrimeric G-protein complex. Lineage: Eukaryota; Metazoa; Chordata; Actinopteri; Cypriniformes; Xenocyprididae. The record is from RefSeq and is a predicted model, not a curated record. Gene Ontology annotation, molecular function: G-protein beta-subunit binding. Gene Ontology annotation, biological process: G protein-coupled receptor signaling pathway. The transcript has 3 exons.